AUAAAAUUGCGGACUCGUCAUCUUCCGUCUGGAGGAAGGCUCACAACAAACCGGUUGUUGUCUGUCACUGAAUAGAUCUUACUUGAAUAUAAACACUACAUGGUGGAAGGAGCUGGAUCAGAACCAUGGCUCAGAAGAUAAACGAGGCUCAUGAACACAUCGCUAAAGCGGAAAAAUAUUUAAAGACCAGUUUUAUGAAGUGGAAGCCGGAUUAUGACAGCGCUGCGUCAGAGUAUGGCAAAGCAGCUGUCGCUUUCAAAAAUGCCAAACAGCUUGAAGAAGCAAAAGAUGCUUAUUUACAAGAGGCAGAAGCUCACACCAACAACAGAACGCUUUUCCAUGCUGCAAAGGCCCUGGAGCAGGCAGGGAUGAUGCUGAAGGACAUGCAGAGGCUGCCUGAGGCAAUUCAGUACAUAGAGAAAGCCAGUAUGAUGUACAUGGAGAACGGUACACCAGACACUGCUGCCAUGGCUCUCGACAGAGCUGGGAAGUUGAUAGAACCGGUGGAUUUAGCCAAAGCUGUGGAUCUCUAUCAGAAAGCUGCAUCAGUGUAUGAGAAUGAGGAACGUCUGCGGCAGGCUGUGGAGCUGCUCGGCAAAGCGUCUCGGCUCCUUGUCAGACAAAAGAAAUUUGACGAAGCAGCAUUGUCAAUUCAAAAGGAGAAGAACAUGUACAGAGACAUAGAAAAUUACCCGACGUGUUUUAAGAAAACCAUCGCACAAGCGCUGGUUCACCUCCACAGAGGAGAUUACGUCGCGGCCGAUAAGUGUGUGAGGGAAAGCUACAGUAUCCCAGGAUUCAGUGGGAGUGAAGACUGUGUUGCGUUGGAGCAGCUGUUACAGGGAUACGAUCAGCAGGAUGAAGAGCAGGUGGCCCGCGUCUGCAACUCGCCACUGUUCAAAUACAUGGACAAUGACUACGCUAAGCUGGCUAUCACACUCCAUGUGCCUGGAGGAGGGAAGAAGAAGAAGACUGCUGCUGUUGCUGUUGCUCCUGGAGACGAAGGCGUGAACAGUGGAGGUGAUAAUCCUGAGGAAGAGGAGGACGAGUAUGCAGGAGGACUCUGUUAGUUAGUUGUGCAUAACCUUGGUGAUCCCAGUGUCCAUUUUCAGCCACAGGGAGAGAUUUUCCAGGACUGUACAUCCUACUGUUGGGGGGAAAAAAAAAAAGUUUGUGUGUUCUAUGUAUAGCUUUAAUGCUUGAUCAGGAAUUGGUGACUCGAGUCACAGCCAGAAGGAGUUCUAAGACAAAGGAAAAUCCACCCUGAUGUUAAUUUUUUAUAAUUAGCAUGCUAUCUUCAGUCUCCUCCCCCACCCUGUGCUAGAGACAUCACUGUCUGACAUCAGUGUGACAGACAACCACCAACUUCUCACAACAGUCGUGAGAUACAUCACCGGUAUUUCAGUCUAAAUGUAUUUAAUGCGUUUCAGUGUGGAGUUUUCCUUUAAUCCCCAGUUUGUAUUACUGUUGUAGGAAAUGUGAGUUCACACAUUGCUGAAAAAUCAAUUCCUGAUUGAAGCAUUAAGGCUCAGCUUUUGUCAUGGGAAGCAGGUUGUAGCUGAACAUUUCAAGAGCAGCAUUCCGCUCGGGGUGCAGUUUCUGUUACUGCACCACGUCUUUCUCUGAGCUGCUGGAGGACACACUCUCCAUAACCUUAGCAUGGUUCAAUCUGCCUUAUCAAAUGGAUAUACAGUACGUUCAUAUCACCUGCAGCCUGAGUACUGAGGCAGAAGCAUGAUCGUUACAUUCAGUCAACAUCACCAUGAUUCGCAGAACGUUUUGGCUUUUGCAAUUCUUAACACACACGAGUAAUCAAAACGUGUUUAUGAAGCUAUAUAUAAAAUAAUUCGAAUUCCGCGACGAAGACGCAUGUAAAUCCAAAAUAGUAUAAUUUAUGAAAUCAAAAGCUUAUUUAAUAUAACCUGUAUUUUUGUUGUCGUCACGGUAACGUGCUGUAUGAGGGUUAAGUUAUACAAAAUGACUAAGUAUUACCAUGACGACAAUCAUUAGACCUUUUUUAUUAUUAUCGUAUAAAUUUCAGCUCUCGAUACCAGGUUUACCCUACAUGCUGCAGCGUUGAAAACAAUUGUGCCUGGAAAUUUGGUUCGUCAAAGGAAAACAUCAUGGAUAGAGUUUUAAUAAUUAAUCAAUCACUUUGUUUCGAUAUCACUCUACAGCCACGUUUCUCCGUCUAUUUACCCAUUCAAAUCCAGGCUAUAUUCAGAAGGUAUGCCUAAUAAUAAACUAUAUGAUAAAAUGCAUGAAAUGCCUUAAUAUUACUUUCUGGAUCUGAAUAUAAUGCAUUUUCUUGUAUAUUGUGUAUGAGGGGGAAAAAAUGUACUGAACUGAAACUUCAGGGAACAAUUUCUCUUUGAAGUAGUUUACCAAGAAAUUACUGCUCGGUAUUGGAAGAAAAUGAUGUAUGGUGUAACAGAUUUUGUAAGAAGUUAUCUUGUGCAACUUUGUCCUUAUACUUCCAGUUUGUGCUUUGAGAUGUGUGCAUGUACAGUGAUGAAUUAUCUAUAAACUCUAACUCGAAAAUGUUUGAAUUGCAUGUAAACAUACCGUGUAAAUCGAUAGAAUCAACGUUUUGAUGAAAAAAGUGCAACGUUUUCCUGAACCCAACAAAACUCCGAUAUAAAACAGAAAUCUUA
Molecule: messenger RNA, 2654 nt
Organism: Neoarius graeffei (lesser salmon catfish)
Lineage: Eukaryota; Metazoa; Chordata; Actinopteri; Siluriformes; Ariidae
Gene: napga
Product: N-ethylmaleimide-sensitive factor attachment protein, gamma a
Exons: 11
Coding region: 126-1070 (314 amino acids)
Biological process (GO): intracellular protein transport
Cellular component (GO): vacuolar membrane; SNARE complex
Molecular function (GO): syntaxin binding; soluble NSF attachment protein activity
Source: RefSeq, a predicted model, not a curated record